This is a messenger RNA of Gymnodraco acuticeps, 1393 nucleotides long. RefSeq lists its product as uncharacterized. The transcript has 11 exons. Lineage: Eukaryota; Metazoa; Chordata; Actinopteri; Perciformes; Bathydraconidae. The record is from RefSeq and is a predicted model, not a curated record. The coding region runs from base 75 to 1193 and encodes 372 amino acids.
CCACUAUCCAUAAUCCAAGUAGCCUACUCUGAGCUUUCACAGCCAACGUUCGCCGGCGGCAAAUUCACUCAAGAAUGAUCAACUCAAAUGCUGCACACAUGAUGUCUACUGUUCAAAUUAAGAAGUUUUGUGGAGUCGUUUUCACCGAAGAGAACACAGUGAAUUUGGUGGCAUCAAACUGGUACGUCGAUGGCAAAUGCUGGUGGCCAAAUGAUGCUACUGAUGACAAGAUUAGCAAGGCCAUCAGGCGAUUCGAGGAGCCGGGCCCUGGGUGGAGGUCAUACAGUGCUCGUUUGAUUUUUGAAAGAGAUGACUUAAUUGAAGCAACACAAAAAUUAAAGGAGUAUUUGAAUAAUGGCACUGCUGGUCUGAAGCGGAGGACCAGCCCCGAAAACGAAAACGGAGGGAAAAAAACUGUAAAUUCUCAGGACCACCAACGACCACCACCACAACAACCCUGCAUCUCUGCCAGUUCUCAUGACCAACACCACCUAAACGACAUCAGCUGGAACACAAGGCGUCUGGGGUCUGUGGGUGAGACAUUAACUGCCAGCGACGGUCGGGACCAAGGAGGCAGGGGUCAUUUCACACAAUUAAUGGGGCCCACAAUACCCAGAAAUGAGCAUGUCUUCAGGCCCACAUUUAGGGUUGGGGGUGAUAGUGGCCCGAUUCCCUGCACAGCUGCAGAGCUGCAUGGCCUGUUGCUGCUAGAAAAUAUUAAGCAGCAGGUCAACCAGUUAGCAGGAACUUUAAACAUUUUGAUGGCGAAAGUAGGAUCAGGCCUGCAUGCCCCAACCUACGAGAUGCCCGAAGAGUUCGAAUUCCCCCUCGACAGCGAUGGGGAAUUGGAGCGUUUCGAAGAGUGGCUCCGCAACCCUCUAAACGAAAGAAUGAAGACAAAUCUUGCGACUUCGCUCUCCUUUGUUGGAGGGGUGGACACUAAGAGGGUUGUUACCUGCACCGUGGCACGCAGGAUCACUUGGAAGGGAGUAAACGGCAAAAGGGCCUUCAAUAAAAUGGCCAUGAAAAUCGUUCUUUUCCACACUUCUAUCCUACAGCAGGCCCCUGACUGUCCGCCACUGACGCCUACUCUGAAUGCCACCUCUAUGGUCUCUGUCCCCAUUGCAUGUGCAGCAUGUCUUAACGUUACAUUCACCCACUGGCUGUCACUGGUCUCUGUUGGCCAUUGCUAAAUCACCUUUCUUUGUAGAUGGCACUACAGUCUAGCAGUAUUAGAACAGUGUAAGAACUUAUUUUGUGUGUUUGUUUUACAAUAGGUGCAGUGCGCAAAUGCGCUAUAACGAGUGCAGCGAUGGAUGCAGACAUAUCCCAGCAUACCAUUCGCUGGUUUAACCUGGCAAGCGACAGGGAAGGGGGCCGCCAGGAGAGACAG